CUGUCGAUGGUUGCCGCCGAAGGACUGGAAAGUGUACGAAUAUUUAUGCUUCCAGCUCUCUGAAAAAUGCACUAUUUUAAGCUCAUUUUACUAAAGCAAUCCUCCUAAUCUUAUUGGAAACUAUUUUAUUAUUGCAAACAGACUGAACAGCAGAUAAAAACAACUGAUGUAUUUUCGCCAUGGUCUUGAAAAUGCCAUGUUGUCGCGUAACAAGCAGCACUAGUUGUCAAUUUAGAUCCCUCUGUCCAUCAUCUUGGCAUUAAUUUUGAAUCCAAAAAGAAGCUGGAUUUCAUGAUAUCGUCUUCCCGACAAAAAUUCUACCUAACUUUUCAAAUAUUUUAAACAAAAUUGCACCGACCAUUUGCACUUGUGAUAUUUGUAAGCAAUACACUUGCAAUAUUGGUUGUUUGAUUAGAGGUCUCGUCCAAAUCAACACAAGAGAAGCUUCUAGUUUUGAUUCAUCUACCUCAAGUAUGUCUUCCUAAAUCAACGAUUAUGAACCAACAACAUCUACGCUUGUAUUUAUACCAAACAACAGUCCAAAGUCCAGGUAACUUUAGCUCAGACGCUUUUGUCUUAGAAAACAACAAAUACUAUUAUUUUACUAAACACAUGUCUCAUGAGAGUUUCAUGCUCGCACCAAAAAUACAAAACUUGAAAGAAGCUGUAGCUUUAGCCUUAUCUCUGUUAUUAUCUUCUCUUAUUUGGGUUUUCCUUGACAUUGAGUAUAAAUACAUGUAAUGGUUUCAUUUUUUUGCUAUCUUAAUUGUAUUUUAUUGUAGUGAUUUAUCGUUUUUAUAGUAAAAUGUUAAUUGUCGAGAUUUUGUAUUGUAAUCUUCAAUGAGUUACGUUCAUGGUUUGAUCAUUUUCCAGUUUGCAGCCAGCCCCUGGGAAUGAAGACAAGAAUUAUUGCAAAUGAUCAAAUAACAGCAUCAUCCUCCAUCCCAAACUACGAACCACGCAGAAGCUAUCAUGCUCGCCUUGACAACACAGAUUGUUGGUGUGCUGAUUACAGCCAAACACGAAAUGGACAGUGGGUGAAAGUGGAUUUGAAGCAUACAUUUAGCAUAACAGGUAUCACUAUCCAAGGAGACAAAUCAGGUCCAUCAAAUUACAUAAAAGAGUUCAAUCUCAGGUACAGUGUUGAUCUGUUGAACUAUGUGUAUGUGACAACAACCACAUACAAUGAUGCAAUGAAAUUUACAGGAGCUACUGGUCCUAACCAGAAAAUAGAUGUGAUGUUUCCUAAUCGACCCUUUUCUGCACGAUAUCUCGAAUUUAGACCUACAGACUCUAAUGGCGCUUUUUUGUGUGCUAGAUUCGAACUCUAUGGAUGCCUCUAUGUCUGUGGACAGGGCCUUGGCAUCGAGCAUGGCAGUGCGCUUCCUUCAGGCUUUGCAAUGGCAUCAUCAUCUCAAUCCUCUGGACAAGAAGCGGUAUCAGGUCGUUUAAACAAUCCAACAUCCGUUUGGUGUGCCUCAGGAACCACUAACCAGUUUCUGCAAGUAGAUUUUGGGAAAAUCGUGACUGUCAGUGGAAUUGCAACUCAAGGUAACCCAAGCUCUGCAUCUUGGGUGAAAGAUUUUUAUAUUGACUAUGGAACAACACUCAGCUCUCUUGUCACCUACCAAGAAAAUACUGGGAAUAAGCUUUUCAUUGGAAACUCUGAUCAGAACACGAUUGUUGUGAACUGGUUCCGUGUGCGGCUGCAAACGAGAUACGUGAAAAUAAAACCAAACACGUACAAUUCAAGUGUCUGUAUGCGAAUUGAGAUUCUUGGCUGCAACUUAGAUUCUGUGUAUGAAUUCGGUGCUGAAAACAGAGCUUUGCCAGACAACAGAUUCUCCGCUUAUGCAACUACAGAUUUUCUUAGAAAUGGUAGAUACCAACCAAAGGAUGGUCGCUUAAACAAUGACAGACCAUGGGGAUGCAGCAAAAAUGAAAAAUCGUUUCUUUGGUUCAAAGUUGAUUUAGGCCGAGAUAUGCUGGUAACUGCAAUUGCUACACAGGGUGACAGAACGUACGGCAAAAACUAUUUCCCUGACUUCAAAUUGCAGUAUACUCGGGGUUCAAGAAAUAUCACGAUCAAAGAAGAAUCUAGCUCAAAUGAGAAAGUUUUCAUUGGAAACACAAACAAUGCUGGUGUCAAGUUCAACCUGUUUGAGAAGCCAGUAUCAGCAAGAUACAUUCAAUUCAUUAAAAACAGCCCUGCAUUAUGGGAUAAUACGUUGACUCUUGAGGUUUACGGCCGACCUCCAAGUGAGUAUUCAAUCUUUAGCAUUCUACGCACAGUUAUUUAUGUUGAAUAUGAGUGUUGAUUUGUGCAUAAAAGUUAUUUGAAAAUGCAACAGAACAUGUUCAGCUUGGGCUACAGUUGAGUUUUGGCGAAUUGUUGGG
Messenger RNA from Rhopilema esculentum, 2397 nucleotides. The record is from RefSeq and is a predicted model, not a curated record. Lineage: Eukaryota; Metazoa; Cnidaria; Scyphozoa; Rhizostomeae; Rhizostomatidae.